GAAAAAGGUAAAAAUUACACCCCCAAAACAAAAGAACGCCGAGAUGCGCCUGAAACUCUCGCUGGCUUUUUCUCUGGUGCUCGCCGCCUUGCUCGCCAGUGGGGUCGAAUCCGUCGAACCCGAAGAUGGAGCAUGCAUGCAGGUGAGCAUGGACCAGCCGGAGGUGACUGUGUCUUCAGGAGGGAUCGACCCCGCCAACCUCACGCCCGACGUCUGCAAGGACUUCUGCGCCAAGCUCGGGUUCGCGUACGCCACCGCCGACGAGGCUGCCUACUGCUGGUGCACCGAUGACGCGUCCUCCAUGACGACCCUUGACCCCAUCGAGUGCAACGCCCUCUGCCCCGACGGUCGCGCCUGCGGAGGAAUGGAGGCCGGGGUCAUGACGGUGUGGAUCACGUCCCUCUAUGACGGAGAUGUCAACUUUACCAUCAAUGCAGAUGACCUCGUCUUCAGUGUGGGCGAGACACCCAACGUGACCCUUUAUGCAACGGGUCCCUGGCGGUUGGACUGGGGCGACGGGGCCGGUCCUAUCCUGAACGGCACCGAACACACCUUCGCUUUAGCCGGCGAAUUCCUAGUCACAGCCUUCCUGGAGAAACUGCCUCACAUCAUGGACGGAAUCCCCGUGCGAGUGCUGGAGCCCCCGAACGCCACGCUGAUCUGCCCCCCUGUGGUGGCGGUGGGCGUGGAGGUGGACUGCGAAUUCGUCACCUCGUCCAUUGGCCAGAACGUGACCCUCAUCACCGAGUUCACGCACCCUGGGUACCAGCUCGCGACGUACAGCCUCCCAGCUGAUAUCCAGUCGAUCUACGGCUCGGUGCUGGGCCUGGAGACCCUUUCAAGCACGUACACGGUCGCUGCUUCAUACGGGAUGGUGCUGGAGGACCGACGCGUCAGUGCGGGCGAGGUGGCGAGAGUGCACGUUACGGCGUCGGCGGUGGGAUGGAUCGGGAUCUACGCUGUCUCUCCUGCGUGCGACGUCGGCGAGUACUGCUGGGAGAGCAACACCUGCAGUCCCUCCUGUGUCCUGGACUCCUCAGUACACACCUGCGCGGACUACAUGUGCGUGACCGGGCCGCGGUGUGAGGCAACUCCGUGCAGCACCAAUACAACCGCUCCUACACCCAACACCUACAAAUGGAGGCCUUUACUCGCCUUCUACGUGGACACCGUGGACACGCCCUUCACCUACCUCGUGGACAGAGACGCCCCCGCGGUCUACGAGGGCGAGCAGCUGGCCUUCGGCUGUCUGGACCCUGCGGACUGCUCGCUGGGGGGGGCGGUGGUGAAGAGUCGCAUAGAGCAAACACCGGAGAAGCACAACCGUGGAAUCUACGAUGGUUCACUCUCAUACGUAGCGUCUGUAAAUGUGAAUUCUACCGUUAAGCACCUGGUAGCGGUGGUGAUCCGCCAGCAUCCCCCGAUCAACGCCAACUUCACAGUCAAUUGCAUGAGCGCCUCGAGCAUCCCGACAGCUGACGUCGGCCCCACCUUCACGGCCGAGAGCGAGGCCUACGCUCUCACUGGGGCGUUCAGCCUUACCUUUUCGUUAUCAGCCGACCUCGGGCAGUGGACCAACACCUCCGAAAUCAUCUGUCAGGAGGAGAUCCUAACGCCCACGCUCCUGCCAGAGAUAUGGGUGGCCCUGUGGGAACCCAGAGUCCUUACGAUCACUUUCACGCAGGGCGCUCCGAUGUUCUCCAGUCUGAUCCUUGGGCCCAAUACUACUUAUAUAUAUACGGAGAACGCCACGGCCUACGUAUGGGAAGUCACUCUCCAGUACCAAGACUCGGGCGACUUCGAGCUCAUCGGCAACGCCUCGAAUCUCCUGGGUUGGGUCAACUACACGUCACUCGUUCACGUGAUUCCUCCCGUGAAGCAAGAGUGGACAGCGAACGCCUCCUGCCCUUGCUUUGCCAUAAACAUCGGGUUUAAUGUGACCAUCGACCUGCCAUCCUUGCCAUACCCGCCCUGGACGGCUAACAUCACCAUCACGUACGACUAUGGGACCCUUCAGCCUGCAACGUUCCUGGACUUCGGCACAUUGGCCGGACUGGGAGUGGCACAGGCUCUCACUUGGGACUUCCACUUGGUGUCGCUCGUGCCCGGCAACCACUCGCUCACUUUCUUCAUGGAGAACGAAGUGUCCAAUACCACCUUCACGACGUGGGUGCUUCUGGAGGAGGGCCUGGCCAACAUCUCGGCUUCAAUGGGGUGGGAUUUCGAGGGCACGAUCCUCCCGGGCCUCGGAGACGCAGGCAACUCUUUCUUGUCCAACGAGACGAUCGUCUUCACUCCCUCCUCACUCUCAGGUUCUGCAUACAAGUGGCGCCUGACGUUGCUACCGUCGGGAGAAAUCGUCUACGAGACCAGCCUCGGCAAUGAGACGCUACAGUACAUGUACACGGAGGAUGGCGACUACCAGGUGAUGGUGUCUGGCUACAACCCGGUGCAGGGAUGGAUCGACUCCGACCCCAUCAACAUCACCAUCCUCACGGAGAUUCAAGGCUUCGAACUCACGGAUGACGGGAAUGUGCUCGAGCCGAACGUGACAAAGAUCGUAAUGGCCUCGUUCCUAGUGCUGCCGCCGCUGUCCUGCCUGAUGGUGGACCUCGGCGACAACUCCUCGCAGGUCACCUUCGGGUAUGAGUCGAUGUGCAAGGAAAGAUACCCAGACUCGAUUUACAAGGAUGUAUUCAGCAAUCCUCUCCCUAUUGAUCACGUAUACAGCGACGAAGGCAUCUACAAGGUGCGGGGCAUCGCGUGGGACCCCCGCGUCACCCUCACCAUGGAGCUGCAGGUGGUGAUCGCCGACGUCCCCUGCAUGAUGCCCGAUGUCUCCGUCAUCGACAAGGUGCAGUUCCCGCAGUCGGCGCCGGACGUCUGGCGCUCCAUGGCCUUCCAGCGCUCCACCGUCGCCACGAUCAACUGUACGCGGACGGUGCCUGUCCUUAAAUGGUGGACGGUGACGAUGGUAGACAAGUUUACAGGCGAUCCACUCAAGGAUGUCUUGGUGGAGAACGUGAUUUCGUCAUGGAACUACUCUCAGAUCAACAUACCAGGUCUCUUCCUGGAGAUCGGUGUCUACAAACUCACGUACUAUUUGACCCUCGAGUGCUCCAAGAUCUUCCCUCUCACUAGGAGCGACUUUACCCACGUCGAGAUCAUCGCUUCCCCGCUCCAAGCAGUUAUCAUCAAGGGAUCAGUAAGCGCCAUUAGCCGCGGCACGCUUCAGUUCGCGUUGCUUGACCCUGGAGCGCUGUCCGUUGAUCCCGACGCCCCCACGGAUAAGGUGCUGAUUUCUCUGUAUUUACUCAAUUAG
Messenger RNA from Penaeus chinensis, 3322 nucleotides. RefSeq lists its product as uncharacterized. The record is from RefSeq and is a predicted model, not a curated record. The transcript has 22 exons. The coding region runs from base 44 to 3322 and encodes 1092 amino acids. NCBI's taxonomy places the organism in Eukaryota, Metazoa, Arthropoda, Malacostraca, Decapoda, Penaeidae.